Messenger RNA from Paramuricea clavata, 1815 nucleotides. The record is from the annotation of a GenBank genome assembly. NCBI's taxonomy places the organism in Eukaryota, Metazoa, Cnidaria, Anthozoa, Malacalcyonacea, Plexauridae.
CGAAUGGAAAAGUUCUUUAAAACACAGUUGUGUUGGCUGAAAGACCAAUGCCACUAUGACCCUCAUAAUAACACUGACAGGUAAACAUUGUGAAAGUUAAGUAAAUACCCAUUGUUCAGAUCAACUACUAGUACGUACAGUAUGUUUCAAAUCACCCCUGCAGUGGUACUCAUUUUCAUAAAUAUUCUAAAGCAAAAGUGUUGCAACAACCUUUAUUCCUAUAACUUUAAUUGUUUAACUAAACCCAUUAAAGGCAUUCUGUUUUAGACAGAGUUGGAGUAAAAUACUACGUUAGGGCACAGACAAGUGCCCAUGGUCUGUGCUCAUCAGAAGCAAUACUUUCUUUCUCUUUCAAUCUGCAAAAUGUGAAUGUACAAAAUAUAAAUCUGAUAUAGGAUUCCAUCCCAUCUUGUGUCAAUAAUACAUAGUGAUAUUAAUUAUAUUUCAUGGGUUGAAACAUUCACUUGGUGAUCCAUCACAAAUUUUGGUAUUUUGUUUUUAAUAUAGGAUGCUUUUGGCUUUUAUUAUGGUGCCACUUAUACAGAAAGAGUUAGAUAUUUUCAGGGAAAAAGUGUGGAACACACACAGAAUCCGAGCCCAAAAAGACACACUACUUCCUGAUGGUGUACCGGAACAUAUUUAUAACUUCCCUGAACAGUACAAUCUUGAAGAAUGCGGUAAGUUGUAUUGGUUUUAUUAUCCUGCAAAUGAUGGGAAUAAUUGUUAAUUGUGAAAUUCAUCACAAAAUUAUAAUCGACUGUUGGUUUUAUAGACCACAGCUGCUUUGCAGGGCCCUUUCGAGAUGGGGGCCCAGGGCAGAAUUGUCCCCCUCCUAUUUUAUUGGAACCUUUGAAAAUUAUUGUUCUGGCCAUUUUACAUGAAACAAAUUGUGGGGAGUGUCAGGCAGGCAAGUAGCAUCAACUGACGACUAUAUACAGUUACUAUAAUAAAUAUCUAAAAAGACAAUUUCCAUUCAUUUCUACUACAGGUUUUGCAGUUACUGAGGAACAACUUCAAGAGGCUGCAACAGAAUCUGGUGUUCUUCAAGUCCCAGAUGACUUUCUCACUGAAGAGUUCAGAGCAGAAUGCGAGCGUCUCAUUCCAGACAAUGACACGAUUAAGCCAGAUGAAUGGACAAAUGCAUAUUUGUACUUGAAGGAGAAAUGCACUCUUUCAAUGUAGUUUUUCUUUUAAGCUCAGAAUGUUAAUAUAACUGAAUGUUAAUAUAACUGUAAAAGUACAAAUACUGUACAGUAAUUAUGGUUCACAAUUAAUCCAUUGAAUCGCAUUGCGCCCUGAUGCACCCUACCUUAUUAGUGCCCUACUUGUAUAAUAGGGCACAUUUGGUCAUAUUGACCAUCAACCCAUUAAUGGCAGUGUGCCCUGAUUUACCAUACACAUCUGUACUUCAGCAUUUUGCUGUCUAAUGCCAGAUCAGUUUAAUUGUCAAAAGGAAAAUGUCAUGAGGGAAAAUUUGACGUACUCUGUAUUACAAGCUUUAAUACUAUAUUAUAAAAUUUUGUAUUAAAAUUUGUUCAUAAAAAUGCACAUUAUUUACCAAGAGUUCUCAGUCCUCAGACUCAUGUAACAUAACUCUACAAAGUUGUAUAACAUAACAUCAAAUAUAAUAAUUUUUGUAACUGUCUUUCAAAGUUUAGAGUUCUGAUUGUUAAAUUAUUGGGCAUUGGUCUUCUUUGGUCUCAACUUAAGACACAAGAGUCUGCAAAACUUAUUACAUUCAUGAAUGCCAAAAAAGGAUGUUAUUGCUGUUUCAGACAAAUUCCCAGUACAAAACAUGUAAUUGCCUUCAUCACC